CCUGCAGAUUAGCUUGGAGCUGUUCAAGCUUCAGGAACGCCUGGAAGUGUGCCUUACUUGACAGCAUCAGGCAAAGAAGCGAAAAUCCCGAAGGCCCGCCAUGAUGUGAAAACCCGCCAUGAGCAGUAACUACUGCAACAAUGUGUCAGUGACCAUGAGUGUCAACGAGGUAUCCACUUUCCCCCUGACUCUGGAGCAAAAAACCGGCUUUGCCUUUGUAGGGAUUCUGUGUGUCUUCUUGGGACUUCUGAUCAUCAGAUGCUUCAAAAUUUUAUUAGACCCUUACAGCAGUAUGCCGUCUUCCACCUGGGAGGAUGAGGUCGAAGGGCUAGAUAAGGGGACGUUUGAAUAUGCUCUUGCAUGAAAAA
Molecule: messenger RNA, 368 nt
Organism: Heteronotia binoei (common prickly gecko)
Lineage: Eukaryota; Metazoa; Chordata; Lepidosauria; Squamata; Gekkonidae
Gene: CTXN2
Product: cortexin 2
Exons: 3
Coding region: 119-364 (81 amino acids)
Source: RefSeq, a predicted model, not a curated record